ACAAGCGUCCGCAACUGCCCCGUGACGCUGGCCCGCAUCAGUCGAGUUUCUCCGCGGAGGAGCAGCCCAGGUUCGUCCGAUAACAUCUGCCCCACCAGGAGCGCCAGACGCCCCCUCUCCGUCUUUCUUCCCCCCCUGAUUCUAAUUAUCCCGCCUCGGCUCGGAUGGGGGAGAAGUGCACGCCGACCGGGGGCGUCCUGCGUGUGUAGCCGCCUGUUGGGAACGGACGGACGGGGCUUGUUGUCGGCGAGAUGAGCGGCGGGGAAGUCAUCCUCCAAGGCUGGCUGAGGAAGUCGCCGCCGGAGAGGAAACUGCGGAGAUACGCAUGGAAGAAGCGCUGGUUCAUUCUGCGCAGCGGGCGCAUGAGCGGUGACCCCGACGUGCUGGAGUACUACAAGAACGACCACUCCAAGAAGCCCAUCCGGGUCAUCGACCUGCACUGCUGCGAGCAGGUGGACGCCGGCCUGACCUUCAAGAGGAAGGAAUUCCAGGACAGCUUCGUCUUCGACAUCAAGACCUCGGACCGCACCUUCUACCUGGUGGCCGAGACCGAGGAGGAGAUGAACAAGUGGGUGCGUGCCAUUUGCCAGCUGUGCGGCUUCAACCAGUCCGACGACAACCACGCAGAUGUCCGCCUGCAGCAUAUGCCGCGUUCCGUCGGGGCAGAUGUCUCCAGCUCGGCGGCGGCCCCCCUGAGCGCCGUCACUGGCGGCGGCAAGUUGUCGGCGCCCGUCCACUCCAGCCAGCCCGUCCUGUUCACCUUUGACGUGCCCGUGCGCCACUCGCACCUCAACGCCCUGUCCAACAGCGCGCCGCAGGAUUACCUCCUCCUGCACCAGUGCAUGAGCAGGAAGACGGAGAGCGCGCGGAGCGCCAGCUUCUCGCAGGCCACCAGAGGCAACGUGUUCCUGGGCAGCGACUCGGCCGUCCAGAAACUGUCGCACGGCUUCUCGCACUGCCUGAACGGGAUGGGCGCUCAGCUGCACGGCUUCUACAGCCUCCCCAAGCCCGGCAAGCAGCAGCAGCUGCCGGCCGCGCCCGACGACUCCCUUCAGGAGGCCUGCUACGUGCUGCCCCGGGGCUACGAGGCCCACGGCGGCCCGUCCGAGCUGGACCUGGAGAACGAGGAGGUGUACUCCUUCCAGACGCCCUGCAACACCUUGGCCACCGAACGGCCCACCGACAACUACGACCUCCCGACGCCACCCGGAUCCUUCUACCAAAUACCGCGGACGUUUGAUAAGAACCACAACUCGCUGACGCCCUCCAGCUCCGAGUCGUCGUGCGCGCCCCCGCCCAGGCCGCCCAAGCCCGGCUCGGACGGGCAGUGGGGGAGUCCGCACUCGCUCGGAAGCCAGAACGGCGACGCUCCGGCCGCCGUGUCGGUCAUCCCCAGAAGGAAUACGCUGCCCGCUGUGGAGAACAUCAGACUGCACAGAGGCUCUUCGUUUGAAACGAGCAGCCAUCAGCGUCCCAUCCAUUUCAACAACACGGGCCAGUCGGUGGAGUCGGUUAACGACGGCUUUAGUUCGUACCUGAGGACCAGAACCCCCCUGACCCGCUCGGACAGCGGCAACUCGGAUGACAACUACGUGCCGAUGAAUCCCGGCUCGUCACCUCUAAGCGCCGCCCGGGCCGACAGUCCCAAGAACGUGUACAUCCCCAUGAGCCCCGGGCCGCAUCACUUUGACUUCCCGGGCUUCUCAGCCACGCUGCCCGCCCGCAAGGGCAGCGCUGCUUCGCUGUGCCACCGGCCCGGCCGCCUCAGCGACGUCACGCCACCGCCCAUCAAUCGCAACCUCAAGCCCAACAGGAAGUCCAAGCCGACACCUCUGGACCUGAAGAACAACAGCUUCAUUGACGAGCUGCCGUUUAAGAGCCCGGUCACCAUGUCCUGGACACGGCCCAUGCCCGCCAUGAACACCAUGUCCUCGCAGCGAUGUCGCCCCAUCUCCACGCAAAGCAUCACCAGCACCGACUCUGCGGACAGCGAAGAGAACUACGUGGCUAUGCAAAACCCAGCAUCUACCUCGCCGGCUGUGAGCUGCACCAGCAGUCCGGCCCUUCGCAAGAGCGGCAAUGUGGACUAUCUGGCGCUCGACUUCCAGCCUGGCUCGCCCUGCGCACACAGAAAGCCGUCGACGUCAUCGGUGACGUCUGACGAGAAGGUGGACUACGUGCUGGUGGACAAGGAGAAGACUCAGGCGCUGCAGAACACCAUGCAGGAGUGGACCGAUGUGCGCCAGUCUGCUGAGCCCGCCAAGGGGGUCAAAUCUUGACACUGAGUACAUGUGACCAGUAGAGGGCGCGCUUUGACUGUUUGGACCACAAAGAAGCCAUAACUUAGCGUGCCUGUCCUCUCCUACUACUUCAAUGGACCAAAUAUCAGUCCCAUUCGGGGAUUUUUCACAGCUGCCCCUGCUAGAAUCAACAGAUAAUAGAUAAUAGGCAAGUUUACACUUUUCACACUCUUUAUGAAAUGAGCCCGUUUUGAGGGGAUGGUCCUGUCUCAUGCAAAUGAACUCAUCACGCCCGCCGUCCAAAGUGGAGGAUCUUGGCACCGCCCAGCCGUCAAGCCACGAACAGAGAAACUUUGUGUUGUCACAAAUGGGCAAAAUUGAGAAUAGCAAAGUGAGCUCACAAACUUGGUUGUUGGUUUUCACACUUCAUGUGUGGGAAGUUGGAGAGACGCCACUAGUUAUGGACACAAAAUUCUAAAAAAACACUUUGCCAUUAUGUGGCUCAUUUAAUUUCGACUUCCACAAGGAGGAAUGAUUCUUGUAGACUGAAAAAACAAUCCAACAUCUUGGAUUGUGACUUGGAACCCAAACAGUGUUGCGUGACUGAUUAAAACACUCUAGUUCUGAAAUCUUCGGGGUUCCUCGGUGAACGAUUUUGUGGGUGACCUCAGUUUGCAUUUGAGGCUCGAACCGAUUGACGAAGCGAGUCGCAUCUCACUUGCUGCACGUGCACUGACCUUACCAAGAUGGCCGCUGCCCCGCCAUACAAUUUAGCCAUGUUGACAAAGUGCACUCAUGGAAGGAAGAGAACGGCCGUCCACUCUGAGUCAUCGCGUCAGUCCGUUGGUUUGACUUGCCUUAUUCGUAUAGUAUUGAUUUGCCUUUGAUUGGUCUUUUUGCCGCCUUCAGGGAUAAGUCCUAGUGUUUGAUUCUCACUGGAGGCCACUUUGCGAGCGCUUCACUUGCCUCUUCAUGAUUUUUCUACCAUUUUUACUAUUUUCUACAUUUUUUAAUAUGUUGGGUUUUUUUUUUUUUAUCCCCCGAGCAAGCAUAUUGUAUGAAGUAGUUUUAAUUUCUCAAUGAGAAGACAAAAAAUUUACACGACGUGAUUGAAGUCAUAAUUUUAUGAAAAUUAGGUGAUAUUUUUAUUUACAAGAGAAUUAGUUUUUCCAUUCCAUUUGAUUGUUUUUUGUUUUUAACGAUGAAAAAACAGGCAAGAGAGCAAUUUGCAUGUGCAGAGCAAGCAUAAGUGGGAAAAAAAACAAGACUGAAGGAAAACGAAAUGGCCGCUAAUGAUGUAUUUUAUAAUCCAGCAGAAAAGGCGUGCGUGUGUGUCGUGUUAGACUGUGAUCGUGCUAGUGUGUGAUAUGAUGAUGGCGGGCGGGGUGGACCACGUACGUACUGUACUUGUAGACAUGAUGAUUGAUGUUGGGUCUUAUUCUUUCAUUUUUAACCACUGGUAUUGCUACUACUGUAAAAGCGUUCGCGUGUGUGUAUGUGCGUGUAUGUGUGUGUUAAUUUAUUAAUUUAUUGUAUGCCUCCCCAAAGUCGAAAGGCAUCUCUUUCUGCAAUUGCCGGUCGCAUUAUUAGGUACACCUGUGCCAUCGAAAAAGAGUUCUGAUGCAAAACGUGGCGGGAAAUUUAUUGCCGUUCCACCGCAAAUAAUAAGCACAUUGCUAGGUGAUCUCACUACUAACCGGUGCAGGUGUACCUAAUGAAGUGUCCAGCGAGUGCGCAUGUCCCGAUGGUGUGAAGCAAUACGAGAGAAGAAGCCAAGUGUGGUGCAGCUCAUGGAAACUUUUCUUAUUCCUGAUGUAUUAUGGUCAACUGUGGAUGUAGAAUAAAUCGACGAGUCAACA
This is a messenger RNA of Syngnathus acus (greater pipefish), 4099 nucleotides long. It is a transcript of the gene gab2, whose product is annotated as GRB2-associated binding protein 2. Bases 252 to 2279 code for a protein of 675 amino acids. NCBI's taxonomy places the organism in Eukaryota, Metazoa, Chordata, Actinopteri, Syngnathiformes, Syngnathidae. The transcript has 10 exons. The record is from RefSeq and is a predicted model, not a curated record.